ACAAACAUGGCCGCCACGCAGCAGAAAGACAUGAGUUCGUCAAACAUGGAUGAAAAAGAGACCAACGCGGUGGAAAUAGACGGCAUUUCCUCCAUUAAUCACGACGAGCAACCCGAAAAGAAAGAAAUACCCACCGACGACCAAGAAACAGCGGCCCCCUUUAAAAAACCAGCGUUCUUCGCGGUGCCUUCUCUUGCUCGCAAACGCAGUCUAAACGCUGCUUCUCCAUCCAAACCAGAAGCUGAGACAAGAACCAAGGAAGAACUCGGCGACGCUCCAGUUGUUAACCCUAAUUGUGAGUUAUCAGCGGGUGAUAACACAACGCCACAAGAUAAUAUAAACACCGAUAAACAUGGAGACCUUUCUCCGGUGAAGGUGAAAGCAGAAGCUAAACAGAAAACAUGCCAGGUACCGCCUGCUGGCAACAUCCCUCCCGUGCCGUACGCAGAGCCGCAGUGGGCCGGCCCGCCACCAGACGACGCGUAUGCUCUUGAAAUUCUAAAAAACGGCACCAUAGUAGACCGGGUGCCCCUCACGCUGAAAAGUUACUUUGUGGUUGGACGUUUACCGGUGUGCGACGUCUCUCUGGAGCAUCCUUCUAUCUCCAGGUACCAUGCUGUCAUUCAAUACCGCCAGCAGCCCGGCGAGACGGGAUGUGUGGGUGAGGAACCCGGCUUCUACGUCCACGACCUCAGCAGCACGCACGGUACUGUCGUCAACAAGAAUAAGAUUCCUCCUAAGACGUACAUCAGACUCCGUGUUGGACAUGUCCUCAAGUUUGGAGGCAGCACAAGACUUUUCAUCCUCCAGGGUCCAGAAUUCGACGAGGAAGAAGAGUCUGAACUAACAGUGACAGAGCUGAGGGAGCAAUCUAGGAAACAGAAGGCUGAGCUUGAAAAGAGAAUGGUAGGAGAGGGAUCUGAGGAAGAGGAGCGGGAGGAGAAAGUUGAAGGCGAAGGUGACAAGAGGAAACUGUCGAGUGAAGAAUCUGGAUGUUCAUGGGGAAUGGCUGAGGAGCCUGUUCCAGAGGAAGAUGAGAAUGAGGAAAACCCUUUCUCAACCGAGUUCCAUGAAGACCAGGAAGCUGCAUACUUAAAGGACCCUAAGAAGGCUUUGCAGGGAUUUUAUGACAGGGAAGGGGAAGAGCUGGAGAUUGAGUAUGAAGAUCAAAAUCAUGGCACCUGGCUCUGCAGAAUAAAGCUGCCAGUGGACGACGCCCUGGGCCGACAGCUUGUUGCCGAGGUGACCCACACGGGCAAGAAGAAAGAAGCAAUGGUCCAGUGUUGUCUUGAAUCCUGCAGGAUGCUUGAGGCUAGAGGAUUGCUGCGCCAGGAAGCAGUUUCCCGCAAGCGCAAGAAAAAGAACUGGGAAGAUGAAGAUUACUACGACAGCGACGAUGACACCUUCCUGGAUCGGACUGGCACCGUUGAGAAGAAGAGGCAAGAGAGAAUGAAGAAAGCAGGAAAGAUUCAACAGCGAACCGAGACUUAUGAAUCAUUGAUUGCCAAGCUGUCUGAGGUGGAGAAGGAGGUGGCAGAGACACAGAAAAAGCUUGGCACGGGUGGAAAAGAUGCCUCCAGCUCUUCCAACGAUGACACAUUGGAUGCGUUCAUGACUGCUGUGCGCAGCGAGGCAGCCAUGGAUGCCGUGGAGCGCAGGAAGCUUCACGUACACGUUGCACACCUGCGCAAAGACGCCCAGCGGCUCCGCAAACUGGUGGAACUCACACGGCCCACACAGCUGCCCUCACUGCUCCCCAGUUCGAGCGGCUCAGAAUCCGAGAAACCAAAGAAGGCCUUGCCCCUUUUUGGUGCCAUGAAGGGAGGAAGAAAGUUUAAGCUGAAGACUGGCACACUUGGGAAGUUGCCUCCUAAGCAGCCCAGCUUGCCUCCCGAACUCUUCAUCAUGAAGGAACUUCCCCCUGGAGGAGAGGAAGAGGAGGAGGAGGAGGAAAAAGAUACAGUGUCCGAAAAAACUGUUGACCCUGAAGAGUCGACCAACGUCAUAUCCCAAGAGACUUCAGGACAGGAAGCAGAGGAAUUAUUGCCACCAAAAGAGCCAAGUCCCAAAAAGAGGACAGCUAAGCCAUGUGUGGACGCUGACCCGCCGACGCCUCAGAACACAAAACCCAGUUCUAACCCACCAGCUGCUGAAUCCAGAGCCAAGGGUGAUGAGGAGCCUAGUCUGAGAAAGAGAAAGAAAGUGAUGCCGCCAGUGCAGCUCUCAGGCCAGUACCCUCAAGACGACCCUGAUUAUUGUGUCUGGAUGCCGCCCACAGGUCAAACUGGAGAUGGCCGCACCCACCUUAAUGACAAGUAUGGCUACUAAGGGAAUAGACGUCCAUCCUCCACACUCCCGCUGCAUUACUCAGCAAGGCACUUGGAUUGUACUUUGGUGAUAUCGUCUGAGGAAGCACAACUGAUAUCAAGACACGCCCACUGACCCCUUUCACCCCAGCACACAACAGUCCCACUCUUGUCUUUUUCCAAGCAGAAAACACACAAAAUGGUGGCGCAAGAUCGAACUGAUGUGAAUUCAGCUUUUUUUCCUCCCCAACGUUUUUAGUCUCUGGCGGCUCUUCUUACACUUCAAACCACCUGACAUCCAAUCUGUAUCCCUCCCCUCUUUGGCUCCACUUGAUCACAGUCAUUACUCCCCUCCCUCCAAAAGGAGAGUGUACAGCAGGGAGGGAGCGCAGGGAAGCAGCUUUUCUGACCAUCUGGACACUUGGAUGGCUUACUGAAUGAAACACAAGCUGAUAAUGACUCAAGCUACAGUAAGCAGAGUUGUGUGUCAGCGCACACACCUUUUCCAAGUUCU
Molecule: messenger RNA, 2820 nt
Organism: Nerophis lumbriciformis (worm pipefish)
Lineage: Eukaryota; Metazoa; Chordata; Actinopteri; Syngnathiformes; Syngnathidae
Gene: slc4a1ap
Product: solute carrier family 4 member 1 adaptor protein
Molecular function (GO): protein binding
Source: RefSeq, a predicted model, not a curated record